Molecule: messenger RNA, 13948 nt
Organism: Mobula hypostoma (lesser devil ray)
Lineage: Eukaryota; Metazoa; Chordata; Chondrichthyes; Myliobatiformes; Myliobatidae
Product: spectrin beta chain, non-erythrocytic 1-like
Exons: 33
Coding region: 201-6659 (2152 amino acids)
Biological process (GO): actin cytoskeleton organization
Cellular component (GO): spectrin; cell projection; cell junction
Molecular function (GO): actin filament binding; phospholipid binding; structural constituent of cytoskeleton
Source: RefSeq, a predicted model, not a curated record
UGGUGAAUUUCUCUCCAUGUCCAUCUCGGAAUUACUUUUUGGUGACUGGCUGAUGCAAUUGCCACAAUUUUAGCUAUUGCACUCAGAAGGAAAUGAUACAAACAUUUACCAGUUCUAACUUGGAUAACGGACAUUGUUCCCAGCUUACCUUAAUAAAAGCCUUAUGAGAAAGAGAGGAAAACGACAGCAAAAGCAACACAAUGACAUCGGCCACAGAUUUUGAUAAUGUAGAGAUUCAACAGCAGUAUAGCCAUGUCAAUGCUCGGUGGGAACUCUCUGAUGAAGGUGAACUGGAUAAUGACAACAGCUCGGCAAGAUUGUUUGAACGUUCCAGGAUCAAAGCUCUUGCGGAUGAACGUGAAGUUGUGCAGAAGAAGACCUUCACCAAAUGGGUGAACUCUCAUUUGGCACGUGUGACUUGCCGCAUUACUGACUUGUACACUGACCUUCGGGAUGGCCGCAUGCUGAUUAAGCUGCUGGAGGUUCUGUCUGGGGAGCUACUGCCAAAGCCAACGAGAGGUCGGAUGCGUAUACAUUGCUUGGAAAAUGUUGACAAGGCUCUCCAGUUUCUCAAGGAACAGAAGGUGCACCUGGAAAAUAUGGGGUCACACGAUAUUGUUGAUGGGAGCCACAGACUGACACUAGGACUUAUUUGGACCAUCAUUCUUCGCUUCCAGAUCCAGGAUAUCACAGUGGAAACCGAUGACUAUAGUGAGACUCGGUCAGCAAAGGACGCACUUCUCCUUUGGUGUCAGAUGAAAACAGCAGAAUAUCCUAAUGUAAACAUCAGAAACUUCACAUCAAGCUGGAAAGAUGGCUUAGCAUUUAAUGCCCUUAUCCACAAACACAGGCCUGAUUUGAUUGAGUUUGACAAACUGAAAAAGUCUAAUGCCAUGCACAACUUACAGAAUGCCUUUGAUGUCUCCGAGAGGCAUCUGAAUGUGACCAAACUGCUGGAUCCCGAGGAUGUCUUUACAGAGAAUCCAGAUGAAAAAUCAAUCAUUACCUAUGUGGUGGCAUUUUACCAUUAUUUCUCCAAGAUGAAGGCAUUAGCAGUGGAGGGGAAAAGGAUUGGCAAGGUGCUGGAUAGUGCAAUUGAAACCCAGAAAAUGAUCGAGAAAUAUGAAGAGUUGGCAUCUGACCUGCUAACGUGGAUCGAGCAAACCAUCAUUGUCCUGAACAGUCGGAAGUUUGCCAACUCAUUGACUGGGGUGCAGCAGCAGCUGCAGGCCUUCAACACUUACCGCACAGUGGAAAAACCUGCAAAAUUCCAGGAGAAGGGUAACCUUGAAGUACUGCUGUUCUCCAUCCAGAGCAGGAUGAGGGCAAACAACCAGAAAGUGUACACACCACAUGAGGGCAAACUUAUCUCGGACAUUAAUAGAGGCUGGGAAAGACUGGAGAAGGCAGAGCAUGAACGUGAGCUGGUCCUCAGGAAUGAACUGAUCAGGCAGGAGAAACUGGAGCAGCUUGCCCGCCGUUUUGAUCGCAAGGCCUUUAUGAGGGAGACCUGGCUGUAUGAGAAUCAACGACUGGUGUCGCAGGAUAAUUUUGGCUAUGAUCUUCCAGCUGUGGAAGCAGCAAUGAAGAAGCAUGAAGCAAUUGAGACAGAUAUCGCUGCCUAUGAAGAACGUGUGCAAACCCUUGUGGAUGUGUCUCAGGAGCUGGAGGCUGAGAAUUAUCACGACAUUACACGUAUUAAUGCCAGAAAAGAAAACAUCAUGCGCCUAUGGGAGUAUCUUUUGGAGCUGCUUAAUGCUCGGCGAGCGAGGCUGGAAAUGAAUUUAGCCCUUCAGAAGAUUUUCCAGGAGAUGCUUCACAUUAUUGACUGGAUGGAUGAAAUGAAAAUACGACUUUUAUCAGAGGAUUGUGGUAAACAUUUGAUGGGUGUCGAGGACUUGCUCCAGAAACAUGCGCUGCAGGAAGCUGACAUUGUGGUUCAAGCAGACAGAAUGAAAAUCAUCAAUGCAGAAGCACUCAAGUUUACUGAAGGAGAAGGUUACACACCCUGUGAUCCCAAUAUAAUCAGGGAUCGUGUCAAUCAUCUGGAACUGUGCUAUGAGGAGCUUUGUACGUUGGCAGCUGAAAGGAAAGCCCGCCUUGAACAAUCACGCCGGUUUUGGUCAUUCUUCUGGGAGAUGGCUGAAACUGAGAGCUGGAUCCGAGAAAGAGAGCAGAUCUUCUCAUCACAAGAUUAUGGGAAAGAUAUUACCAGCAUUAUGAUUCUGCAAAACAAACAUAAAACACUGGAAGAUGAAUUAGUUGGUCUCAGGACUCAGUUGCAGCAAACGAUUAAACUGGGCAAUGAUAUGAUUACAGAGAACCACUUUGCUUCACCUGAGAUCAAGAAACGCAUUGAGGAAGUCCUUGCGAUGUGGAGGGAUUUGGAGGAAUUGGCGGCUUUCCGCAAGCAAAAUCUUCUGCAUGCUCAAAGCUUCUUCCAGUAUCAAGUGGAUGCAGAUGAUCUCAAAACUUGGUUACAGGACACUCACCGUAUUAUGUCUUCAGAUGAUGUCGGCCAUGACGAAUUUUCAACACAGACACUGGUGAAGAAACAAAGAGACCUUACAGAUGAAAUCAUGAAGUCUGCGACAGCAAUUGAUGGUCUAAAUAAACAGCUUCAGAGCCUCCCAGAUGAAUUCAGAAAAUUACCAGAGAUAGUGGACCGACAGAGGGAGAUAAAGGAGCUCUAUACAGACCUUGUGGCCCUAUCAGAUCUACGGAGGCAACAGCUCCAGGAUGCUCUUGCUCUCUAUGUGAUGUUUCGUGAAGCUGAUGCAUGUGAUUUGUGGAUGACUGAGAAGGAGAAGUGGCUGGAGGGAAUUGAUAUUCCAAAUAAAAUAGAGGAUUUGGAAGUAGUACAACACAGAUUUGAAACCUUGGGACAAGAAAUGAACAAUCUGGAGUCUCGGAUCAAUGAAGUAAAUAAAGCAGCAAACCACCUGAUAGAGAGUGGCCACCCCAGCACUCGGGAAGUUAAAACAUGUCAGGAUCAUGUGAACCAAAGAUGGACGAUAUUCCAGAAGUUAUUUGGAAUGAAGAAGAACAAUGUGAACUCUGCAUUAUGUCUUCAGAAUUAUUAUCUUGAGUGUGAUGAGACGAAAGUCUGGAUCUGUGAGAAAAACAAGCUCAUUGAAUCAACUCUGGAUCUGGGAAAUGACUUGGCUAGUGUUAUGACUAUUCAAAGGAAAUUGAGUGGGAUUGAGAGGGAUCUGGCUGCCAUUGAAUCCAGACUCCCCGAGUUGCAGAAAGUAGCUCAUACAUUGGCAGAUGAAUAUCCUAAUCAUGCUCCUGAAAUCCUGAAAAGGCUUAAGGAAAUCAAUGAUGUUUGGGAUGAGUUGAAACACACUGUUCAAGGUCAUGAGGAAUCACUUGGUGAGGCAAGCAAAUUGCAGAAAUUUCUGCAAGACUUAGAUGACUUUCAGCUGUGGUUAUCCAAAACACAAAAAGCUAUUGCUUCUCAAGAAGAGCCGAACUCCUUACCUGAAGCAGAAAUGCUCCUCAGGCAACACAAUGCCAUAAAAAAUGAGGUCGAGCGCUAUGAGGAAGAUUACCAAAGGAUCAGAGAUAGCGGAAACAUCAUAACUCGGGAAGAAACAGACCCACAGUUUGAAAUAUUAGAACAGCGAUUGAAGGGAUUGGAGACUGGUUGGAAAGAGCUUCAACAGAUGUGGGAAAACAGAAAAGAUCUUCUCUCUCAGUCUCAUGGAUUUCAGCAGUUCCUCAGGGACAGCAAACAAGCAGACAGCAUUCUCACCAAUCAGGAGUACAACUUAAUGCAUGUUGAAAUGCCAAAAACCUUGGAGGCAGCUGAAGAUGCUAUUAAGAAGCAAGAGGGUUUUAUGACAAGCAUGGAUGCCAAUGAAGACAAAAUCAUUGGGACAAUUGACGAAGGAGAAAAGCUCAUUAAAGAUGGAAAUACUUUUAAAGACAAGGUGGUUGACAAGGUCAAAUCUAUCAAUGAAAGGUACAAAAAUAAUAGGAAGCAAGCUGAAGAGGUGACUGCACAUCUUAAAGAUAACCGAGAUCUUCAGCAUUUCCUACAGAACUGCCAAGAGCUUACUUUUUGGAUCAAUGAGAAGAUGUUAACAGCCCAGGAUACUACUUAUGACGAAGCUCGCAAUCUUCACACAAAAUGGCAGAAACACCAAGCAUUUAUGGCUGAGCUGGCAUCAAACAAGGAAUGGCUGGACAAAAUUGACAAGGAAGGAAAGCAGCUGAUGGAUGAGAAGCCAGGUUUUAAACCAGUUGUCUCGGAGAAACUGAAGGAACUGCAUGAUCAGUGGGAAAUCCUGGAUUCCACCACUAAAGACAAGGCUGACCGGCUGUUCCAAGCAAACCGAUCAGAGCUUUUCUCACAGGGCUGUGAAGACCUGAACAAGUGGAUGGAUGACCUGGAGUCACAGCUACAUUCUGAAGACUUUGGAAAGGACUUGACCAGUGUCAAUAUCCUGCUGAAAAAGUUACAGAUGACAGAAAAUCAAGUGGAAGUGCGACAGAAAGAGGUGGAGGAUCUUCUAAGUCAGGCCACAAUUCUCUCUCAAGAAAGACAAUUGGAGACUGAUGGGAAGGAAAAGAAAAUAGAGAAGAGAUUCUUACAGCUGAUGAGCCCACUGCAGGAACGGCGUCAAAGUCUUCUCUCAUCAAAGAAGAGCUUUCAGUUUUAUCGGGAUCUGGAAGAUGAAUCUCUUUGGGUGAAAGAACGGAUGCCCUUAGCAACGAGCACAGACCAUGGCCAGAAUUUGCAGGCAGUGCAGCUCCUAAUGAAAAAGAAUAAGACUUUGCAGAAGGAAAUUCAAGGGCAUCAGCCACGUAUAGAUGAUGUGUUAGAAAGGGGAGAAAAGAUGAUUGCAGAUCAAAGACCUGAUGCAGGUACUAUUGAAGAGCAAUUGGAAGAGUUAAAAGGAUUGUGGGAUAAGCUACAGGAAGAAGCAGAGAAAAGGCAAAAGCGACUGGAAGGUACAAAUGAAGCCCAGCAAUAUUAUCUUGAUGCUACAGAAGCUGAAGUUUGGAUGAGUGAGCAGGAACUCUACAUGAUCUCUGAUGAUAAACCAAAGGAUGAAGCCAGUGCAACUUCAAUGUUGAAGAAACACAUGACUGUGCAACAGGCUGUAUUGGAUUAUGGAAAGACUAUUCAAGAGCUUGCUGACAGGGCCCAGAAGCUUCUUGCUGAAGACCACCCAGAGGGUGAACAGAUCAUUAGGCGUCAGGGGCAGGUGGACAAGCUGUAUGCAGGACUCAGAGAUCUAGCAAGUGAGCGUAACAAAAAAUUGGAGGAUAUGCACAAUCUCUUCCAGUUGAACCGUGAGGUAACGGACCUGGAGCAAUGGAUUGCAGAAAGGGAUCUAGCAGCAUCUUCACAGGAACUAGGACAAGACUUUGAUCAAGUUACGAUGCUGAGGGAAAGGUUCCGCGAGUUUGCCCGGAAAACAGGGUCAAUUGGUCAGGAGAGAGUGGACAGUGUGAAUAAUCUGAUUGAUGACCUUAUUGAUUCGGGUCAUUCAGAGGCAGCUGACAUUGCAGAAUGGAAGGACAACCUGAAUGAAGCAUGGGCUGAUCUGCUGGAAUUGAUAGACACAAGGACACAGCUGCUGGCUGCCUCCUAUGAACUCCACAAAUAUUUCUAUGAUGGUAAAGAGCUCCUGAGCCUGAUCCAGGAAAAGCACAAGGAGUUGCCAGAGGAGCUUGGCCGUGAUGCAAACACAGCAGAGUCUUUCCACAGGAUGCACAAUGCAUUUGAACGUGACAUUCAUUCCCUGGGAAUACAGGUUCAGCAGUUCCAAGAUGAUGCAGGACGUUUGCAAGCAGCUUAUGCAGGGGACAAAGCUGCAGCAAUCCAGAAACAAGAGCAAGAGGUGGUUGAGGCCUGGAAGGCACUUUUGGAUGCUUGCGAUGGUCGGCGCACCCAAUUAAUUGAUACCGCUGAUAAGUUCCGCUUUUUCAGUAUGGUCCGGGAUUUGAUGUCGUGGAUGGAAAGUAUUGUAAGGCAGAUCGAAACGGAAGAAAAACCACGUGAUGUCUGUUCUGUGGAGCUACUGAUGAAGUACCAUCAAGGAAUCAGAGCAGAAAUUGAUGCCAGAAACAGAAAUUUUGUGUCCUGUAUUGACUUGGGCAAGAUGAUGUUGGCCCGCAAACAUCAUGCUUCUGAAGAGAUUAAAGAGAAGUUGGUACAACUCACAGAGAACAGAAAAUUGAUGAUGGAUAAGUGGGAUGAACGCUGGGACUGGUUACGCCUUUUACUAGAAGUAUGUCAGUUUGCAAGGGAUGCUUCAGUUGCUGAAGCAUGGCUGAUUUCUCAGGAGUCCUAUCUCAGCAGCCGUGAUAUUGGCAACAGUGUGGAUGCAGUUGAAAAGCUGAUCAAGAGACAUGAGGCAUUUGAAAAAUCAACAGCUACAUGGGAUGAGAGGUUUGGUGCACUGGAAAGACUCACCACUUUGGAGUUACUGGAGGUUCAGAAAAGACAAGAAGCUGCCAGGCAGAGCAAGGAAGCCCAAGUACAGCCUGAGGCACAACUAGAUCCUGAACAAAAAAUACCUGAUGCAACUCAUGAAGAGAAGGCACAGAAAGAGGGGUGGAACAUGGAAGUUCAGGAGGCAGCAGAAAUAACCCCUCAUGUAACAGAAGAACCAUCACUGGCAUUUUUCUUCACGGCUGUCUGAUACGAACAUUUCAACUCGAGCACAGGGAAACUCUUUAUAUUCUGAUUGUUUUUGCUGCUCUAAAAUAUGCAGCAAUUUAGUUAUUAAAUAUUUUGUAUUCAGUAAUUAGGCAGUUAAAGAUUCUGCAAAUGAAUAGUCAUAUAGAGUGUAGAACACAAAGCCUGCAUACUACAGGCUCUUUGGCCCACAGUAUUGUGCCAACCAUUUAAUCUAACCCUUCACUUCCACAUAGCCCUACAUUUUUCUUUCAUCCACGUGCCUAUCUAAGAUCUCUUGUAUGCCCCUGAUGUAUCUGCCUCUACCACCACCAAUGGCAGUGCACUGUCUUCACCACUGCGUUUUGAAAAAAUCUGCCUAUGACCUCUCCCCUACAUUCUCCUCCCUACACCUUAAAAGUUAUUUGCCCUCAUAUUCCCCUCAAGUCCUGAUGAAGGGGCUCAGCCUGAUACAUUGACUGUUCACUCUUUUCCAUAGAUGCUACCUGGCCUGCCGAGUUCCUCCAGAAUUUUGUGUGCGUGGGUUGAAUUUCCAGCAUCUGCAGAUAUUCUAUCGUCCCCUUGUAUUAGUCAUUUCUACUCUGGGAAAAACUCUCUGGAUACCUACUUGAUCUAUGCCUCCUAUCAUUUUCUACACCUCUCUCAAGUCACCUCUCAUCCUCCUCUCCUAAAAACACCCGGCUCACUCAACCUAUCCUCAUAAAAUAUACUCUCUAAUCCAGUCUUUGUCAUGGUAAAUCUCCCCAGCACCAUCUCAGAAGCUUUCCUUUCCUUCCUAUAAUGCGACGGCCAGAACUGAACACAAUAUUCCAAGUGCGGUCUAACCAGAGUUCUAUAGAGCUGCAACAUUACUCUGUGGCUCUUGAAAUCAAUCCCCCAACCAACGAAGACUGACACACCACUGGCCUGCAGUACUUUGCAAUGAACUUUGAGGGAUUUAUGGAUAUGAACACUAAAAGGAACUUUGUUCUCCACACUGGUAAGAAUCCUGCCAUUAACCCAAUAUUCUUCACAUUCUUCAGACGGAACUGCUGUCUGCCACUUCUCAGCUCAGCUCUGCGUCCUAACAAUGUCAUAUUGUAACCUACGACAACCUCCUAUCCUAUCCACAACUCCAGCAAACGUCGUGUUAUCUGUAAAGUUACUAACCCACCCUUCCACUUCCUCAAAGUAAUUUAUAAUAAUGAAUGGAUGAGAAGAGCAGGAGUACCAGAACAGAUCCCUGCAGAACAUCACUGGUUACUGACCUCCAGGUAGAAUAUGCCCUAAGUGCUAUCCCAUUCUACCUACCAUGGGCUAGCCAGUUCUGUAUCCACACAGACAAGUGUCCCUGGAUCCAAUGAAUCCUGACAUUUUGAAUAUGUCUACCAUAGGGAACCUUGUCAAAUGCCUUACUAAAAUACACCACAUCCACUGCUCUGCCUUCAUCACUGUUUAUUUUUUCACUUCCUCAAAGGGUUCGGUCCUGCUUGUGAGGCAUGAUCUGCUACUCACAAAAACACGCUGACUAUCCCUCAUCAGACUAUGCUUCUCCAAAUGCUCAUAAAUCCUGUUUCCAGGAAUCCUCUCCAAUAGCUUGCCCCAGCACUGAUGUAAGACUCACUGGUCUAUAAAUCCCAGAUUAUCCCCGUUACCUUUCUUGAACAAAGGAAUAACAUUUGCCAUCUAUCAGUCCUCUGGUACUACUCCUAAGCCAGUGAGGAUGCAGCAAUCGCUUCCCUCACUUCCUGUAGUAACAUCUGGUAUAUUCCUUCCAGCUCUGGGGAUUUGUCUGUCCUAAUGUUUUCCAAAAGUUCAAGUACAUCCUCUUUCUGGAUGUCAUCACGUUCCAGCAUUUCAAUCUGUUCACAUUCAUCAUGGUCCCUCCCACUCAGGUGAUCCCAACCUGGCAUCUACAGACCCUUCAGUAAAUGGUAAAGGUCCAUGGCAUCAAAAAGGUUGGAAACCCCUGUCACUGGGGAAUACUGAAGCAAAAUAUUCAUUAAGGACCUCCCCUCCAUCCUCCAAUUCCAGGUAUACGUUACCUCACUAACCCUGAUCUACCUUAAUUUUGGCCAUCCUCCAGCUCUUCACAUAUAUGUAGAAUGCCUUGGGGUUUUUUCUUUAAUCCUACUCACCAAGGCCUUCCCAUGCCCCUUCUAGCUCUCCUAAGUCCAUUCUUCAGCGCCAUUAAAGCUACCUUGUAACUAUCGAGACCCUCGAUCUGAUCCUUGCUUCCUAAACCUUGAGUAUGCUUCUUUCUUCAUCUUGACAAGAUCGGUUCCUUCACCCUACCGUCCUUUCCCUGCCCCAAUGGCACAAACCGGAACCCCAUACAAGUACUUCCAAAAUAAAUUGUUCAAUUUAAUAUCAGAGAAUGUAUGCAGUAUACAACCUGAAACUCUUACUUUUUGCAGAUAUCCAUGAAACAAAAAGAAACCCUAAAGAAUGAAUGACGGAAAGACCAGAACCACAAAGACCCAUCCCUCUUCCAUGCACAAGCAUGACCCUCCUCCCCCUCCCUCAACCCCCACUUGCACCUGCAAAAGCACCGAACCUCCUACCCACCACCAUGCAAGCAACAGCAAAAGCUCCCAAAGAGACCUUGGUCUAGAGUCCAUCAAAAAUCUACAGCCCACUUUGGUAUCUCAGAGAGGCACUCUCUCACCAGCGAGGGAGAGAGAGAUCACUCCUGCAUCAAGAGGAUCACUGUUACGAAGUUACAAUCUUCCACGUUGCUUCUCUGAGCCCCCUGACUUGAGGUCCGACAGGCUUUCACUCACCAAAAUGAGAGAGGGGGAAAUCACUCGAGUACAAGGUCUUCUUCCGACAGCAGUGCAUACCUCCUGCUGUCUCGAUGCUUCAGUCUCCCGCCACACUUCAGUCGACAACAUCUGCAACCCCCACAUUUUGAUCGUGCUAUUCCAUUGUAUAUUUCCUUGAGAACAUCCGUUCACAACUUACACUCCCAAUUUCCUGUCUAAUGGCAUCAUAAUUUGCCAUCCUCCAAUUAAGUACUUUCCCCUACCAUCUGCUCCUAUCCCUGUCCAAGGUCACCACCUCUGAAAUGCUCACCCACCAAGAGAUCUGUCACCUGACCAGAUACAUUGACUGGUACCAAAUCCAGCAUGGCCUCUCCUCUAGUUGGCCUGUCUACAUACUCUAAUAGGAAUCUGUCCCAAACACAGCUAGCAAAUUCCAUCCUGUCUGCACUGAGGACGUGCCAAUCAAUAUUAGGAAAGUUGAAGUCACUCAUGACAACAUUUUUGCAUCCUUUCAAAAUGUGACCCCCGAUCUGCUCCUCUGUUGUCACGGGAGUGGGGGUGGGGGGGGGGUCUAUUGAAUACUCCCAAUCCAGUGAGUGCUCCCUUCCCGUUUCUGACAUCCACUCACACUGACUCAGUAGACAAUCUCUCCAGGACAUGCUCCCUUUCUGCGACUGCUUUAUCCAUGAUUAGCAAUGCCACUCUCUCACCUCUUUAACCUCCGUCCAUCGCUUAGGAAAACUGUAAACCCCAGCAGCCAUUCCUGCCCUUUCAACUCCCAUGUUUCUGUAAUGACCACAAUGUCGUAGCUCCGUAUACAUCACCCUUAUUUCUUAUAUUUCUCACAUUAAAAUAGACACAUUUCAACCCCUCCAAUUAACUGCAAUUAUGCCCUUUCCACUGCCUAUCCUUCCUCUCAGUCUCUCUGCCGGCUGUAUUUGUCAUUGCCCCACCCUCUGACCUAUCCCUUCAGUUCCCAUUCCCCUGCCAAACUAGUUUUAACUCUCCAACAGCUCGAACAAAUCUGCCCACAAGGAUAUUUUCCCCUCAAGUGUAACCUGCUCCUUUUGUACAGCUCAUACCUUCCCCAGAAGAGACCCCAAGGAUCCAAAAAUCUGAAACUCUGCCCUCUACAACAAUACUUCAGCCCACAUUCAUCUGCCAAAUAAUCUUGUUCUUUGUAAAUGGCUUCAUAGAAUCUUGAACCAAACAGGGCCAUGCACAUGCCAUCUCUUUGAAAGGUCUUUUCAGCAUUCUUCCAUACUGUCGCGUUUUCCCCGAAAGAUGCAGAUUAAUCCUCUUCUCGAACGUGUCCAAUUACUAUUAAAGCAUUUCCAUUGAAUCUCAUUGCACUAUGAGAGCAGAUCUGAAGAUUUUUCAGGGUAAUAAAAUAACUGCUCUUUUCCCCAGUCUUUUAAAAUAAUUUUUUUGCCUAUCAGCUCUGACUAUCACAGAGGAAAUAGUUUCUCACUUUUUGCUGUGUUGAAGCCCCUUACAAUUUUUGGGCAUUUUUGAAGCUCUCACCAGUGUUAUCUGUGCAAGGCGGGCAAUGAAUGAUAGGUUCUUCAACUUCCCUUCCCUGAUAUCAUCCUGGUAAACCUCUGCAUCCUCUCCAGCGCCUGACUGCUGCUCCUGAAAUACAGAGCAGGAACUGUACAUCCUGACUAAGGCCUGGUCAGAGACGAUCAUCUCCUUGUUUUUGUGUGAAACACUCCUUUUUACAUAGAUAGCUUAACGACUCCUUUUAAACCUCUCCUACUAUGUUCAACGAAAAUGAGGUUGUUUCCCCAAAAUCUUCGUGAAAGAAUAUUAAUGCAUCAUUUUUCCACCAGCUUUCAUUGUUAAUUGCAUCCAAAACUCAAUCAGGAUUGUCAGAUAUUACUGACCCUCUAGAACAUCCAUACUUCUUAGUUAAUGCUUCCCUCAGAAAUGAUCUCAAGGGGCUUUCCACCAUUGCCAUUAAAUUAAUUGCCUAUUGUUGCAGCCUUCCUUUUCUGUUAGUACUUGAAAGGCUAUGGACAGAAAGUUUUCUAGAUCCAUUUGUGCUGGCCUAGAUGUGACCCAUCCGGACAGGGUCACAUUACCUUUGAGUGAAGCUAAUAUAUUUAAGGCCUCCCUUUAAUCUAUUUUUAUCUCAACGCUUUCUCCCUCUGCUCUGACAUCAAAGAUAUUCAAUUCUGUGAAGAUGGAUGCAGAGUAUUUUGGUUUAGUUUACUCUCUGAAGUUUUCCUUUUUUGAUUUAAAUUAACCCUAUUACUCUUUGUUAACUUUUGAUUGAUGUGAUUAUUUAAAAUGGGUCCCUCUUUCAUAUUAUUAACUGAUCUUUCCUCACACAGUUCUUGUCCAUUUUAUAUUGAUUACUGUUUCCUCUACACCCCCAUGUCCUUUUGUAUUUUGAGAGUAUACAACAACACAGCUAGACAAAUGUCCUCUUAUUCUGUUCUUCCUCCAAGAGUUUCCCCUUCUCACUGCCCAUUCCCUGGGUCCAAAGUGUUGAAGCUGCUCCACGUUUCAACACUGCUAUUUCAGUAGCUAUUCUCUUCCAGUCCUCCUUUUACCCUGUCGUGUAACUAAAUUCAGCAGGGGCAAGAUGUUUAGCUGAGAUUUUGAGUAUGAUCACUGCAAUGCACAGUGACACAUUUAAUUUUAUUAAUCAGAAUCAGGUAUAAUAAUAAACACAAAUUGCAUGACAUCCGCCGGUGAUUACAAUUGCUAGUUAAGAACUCCUUAGAGUGGAGGGAAAGCAUAAAGGGGGCCAUGGUGGGUAGCAGUUAGCAUGACACUAUUAUAGCUUAGGGUAUUGGAGUUCAGAGUCAAUCCCAGCGUCCCCUGUAACGAGUCUUUACGUCCUCACUGUGGAAUGGGUGGAUUUUCAUUGCGUGCUUGAUAAAUAGAAGCCAAAAUCUUUAUAGAAGAAACUACAUGCGUCAAUCAAUGGUAAACACCAAAUCUGGAAAACCCUGCCAUGGACUUACAAAGGUGGGUACCCCAACAGGAAAAUAGGUAAGUUUUUUUUUAGCUCUUCUAAGUAAAUUGGGAAGAAAUAUUGCAGGAAGUUUUAGUGAUGGCAUCCUGUUGCAUUCUGAGUUGCAAGUGCAAGGAGAAUAAAAGGAAAUAAUUUUUCUUUUAAAUGCCAGCCUUUAAAUAAAGAACAAUGAGUCUACUGAAGUUAGUCUCCUUUCACUUUCAUUCAGCAGACCACACCUGCCUGUAAUUUGUCAACAGAUGCUGUAUCGUGACAUAAAGCAUAAAAUCAAUGAUGAACUGAACUGUUAUGUGAACUUGAUAUGUUUCCCUUGAAUUAAUAGAUUUCCUGUGACAGCAGACUGAACUAAUCCAUAGGGUGCAUUUGUAUUUGGAACAGCAAGAAGGUCAUGAAAAGAAGUGCAAAGAUUGGGACCAAGUUGAUUCCAAUCUUUAUGAAUCAACAUAAGAAACGAGGGGAAGUUUGCACAUUUUCUCCACAAAAGGAGAAGACUUUGAGAUUUCAAGAAUAUUUUGUGAUCCAAAACUCAUAUUAAGAACCCCUAAAUAAUCUCAUUUCAUGAUUUGAAAAGUCUGUUAACAAUUUUUUCCAGGCACUCACAUAACCUUUUAGCAACACUAACAAAAAUAAAAUCAUUGUAUUUUCCAUUUACCAAAAAUUUGUGAUAUUUGCAACAAGAAAUCCAAACUAAUAAAUAACCCGGAGGUUACUAUCAGUAAUAUUUACAAAGAAACUCCAACAUGUUUACCUUGUGUAUAUUUUAACACAUUUAUCAGCUUGCUAAUAUUUUAAAUGCCUGUGCUAAAGCAGGAAGCAAUUUAUUAAAUGCUUGCUAAUAUUACCAACUGUAUUUUCUUUGUUGGCUGGUUACACAUGCAACAGCAUAACUCCAUGAUUAAAAUUAGAAAUGCUUGUUGUAAAUAAACCUCUUUGAUAUUUGGUCACUACUAUACAUAGAAACUACAGUUCAUUUCCUUGAUUCCACUGAUUUCCUGACAUCCAAGUGCAGGAAUUUCCAAGGUUAAGUAGUAGUGGUGGUGUCUCAGCAGAUGUGGGGGUUACAGCUAAAGCUGAAAUUAAAAUGUAAUGUUGUGAGGUGGAUGUUCCUUUGUGCUAAUUUUGACUUAGUAAGUGAACACCAGAGCACAGAGCCAUUGAGAAAUGAGUGAGGCAGGAGGAUCAAAAGGGAAUGAAGACCCUGGGCAAUUUUAAAGGAUAACUUACCUUCAGACAUAUUAAGUGAAUAUUCACUGUUACUCUAUAAACACACAAUGCUUUCUUCCUAUUUUCAGUAAAAGCUGUACACUUUCAGUUAAAAUAAUUAAAAUGCAGUUCAUUUAAUAAACAAAGAAAUGCCAUGCUGACAUAUUAACACUAAGAUCAAUAGCCACUGAUGUGAGAACUAUUUUAUAUUUUGUUGGUUUGGUUGCAUUUUGGUAAAGCUAACUAUGAGCUGAAAAUAUACAAUUCCAGGAUUUUUCUUGAUGACGUGGAUCUCUGAUGGUUGUUUUUUUGAUCACCAAAUCAGAAUUAUUGAGUUAAUUCAAAAACAAUAGAGGUCAU